Messenger RNA from Klebsormidium nitens, 1514 nucleotides. The record is from the annotation of a GenBank genome assembly. Lineage: Eukaryota; Viridiplantae; Streptophyta; Klebsormidiophyceae; Klebsormidiales; Klebsormidiaceae.
UGCAAUGCUGAACAGUUGAAGAUACGGUACCAGGUGAAGUGGAGAAGGGCGGUCAGAGUGUCAACAGGCGUGGUUUGAGCAAGCAAACUGUUCUGCUGCAAUUACAAUUUUCAUGCAUCAGUCUGACAAGUAUCCUCAACAGUUUACAGGUACCUGCAACCCGUUAUAACUGACACAAGCUGGCACUGAGAGGCGACUAUCUUUAAGCUGUAACUUACGGCAUCAAGGCAAAAAGCAAUCUCUGAAUGCUUGCGGAGUUCUGAAGCCCAUAGCCCGAAUUGAGGAUUGUGCUCUUAUAGCAAGUGGCAUCCAUUCAGCUUGCGAAGGCAGUACGAGAGCAGCUUAAAAUCACAUUGCACAGGGUGAGCGGGCAGGAUCCUGCUAGUCAAACUGAUGGGUGGUGACAAGAUGUAGAGGCUAAGAUUUUGGAAUACAAAUCAGCAAGCUCUAUGGGCCGUUGGCGGCACAUUCAAAGCUUCUUCGCAGAUGGUGGAGUACAUAGUUGUGCGCUGCUUCCAGUGCAGCACAUUUCAGGUGAAACAGGUGACCAAGAGCAACAAGUGGUCCUGCAGUUUGUGUGCAGCAAAGCAGUCGGUCAUCAAGGUCUAUGGAGUUUCUGGCAAGGCUUCAGAUCUACGGAAGCUGGCCCAAGAUCUGAACCUAGGGCGGCAAGAAGCAGAUGCGGCCAAGGAAGCGGUCUUGCUGUCUAAAGCUGGGAGUGCAGCGCAAGAGGACGACGACGACUUUGACGAGGCGCUGAUUGCAGAGCUGGAGGAGCGCGAAGCUCAACAUCGGCAGUCGCAGCCACCAAGGACAGGGCACAAGUGGGAGGCUUAUAUACAAAAUGCGGAGGGAGACGGCGAGGAGGUCUCUGUCAAAGAUGACCCGUUGGACACUCAGCUGGUGACAACACUGCCCGACCAGGGGAGCAAGCGGCGAAAGAAAGAACAUCCAGAGAGGAGAAUAGAUGAUGUGGCAUACCAGAAACCAGGACAGGGACAGGCUAGGAAAUCGCAGCCUGCACUUGUUGACCAAGAUUAUGGCUAUAGCUACUGUGACAAAUCAGGCAAGAGAGCCGCCGAAGGUUCUGUUCCUACAGCUAGAAGGGCGUUGCAACCCAUCCAGGCUCAGGGUUACAAGCGUGGCACCAAGCCUCUUGAAACUGAGGAACCGAACUGGGGCAGUGUGAGGGCUAAGGCAGCAGAGUUGACAAGCGGUGCUGAGUCUAAGACUGAUCUUCGAGUAUCAAAGCGGGCCCCAGGUCAGUCCAAGUGGGCCACCUACAUAGACAGAGAGUCAAGCUGGAACGGCGACCGUCAGAAAUCAGAGCUGGCCUUGAGGGAAGAAGAUGAGUGCGGAGACCCUAGCAUUCAGACAACUUGGGGCAAUGACGAGAUCGUGGAAUGAACGUUGCAACUGGAUGAACUCUCAACAUGUCCUGUACCGAAAGCUUCCACGGUUUUGAUGAUGAGAACUUGACAGGUGCAGAGUUCCCUUAAAUCAAGCGAGCUCGU